AUGUCUUCCUCAGCUUCUUCGUUUCAAUCCUCUCGUCCCAACGACAUUGAGCGUAGCGAUGAAAUCCUAGCGGACCUAAAUGGUCUGACCAUGGAUAAAAAGGACAUGAUCAGUGAUAAGUACAAGUACCGCUUCGAACAGUACCAAGAUUGGGAGAUCCUCAGGAAGCAAGUCCUUCUCGAACAGUCGUCCGAAGCGAAGCGUCGCACACGUCCGGCCACCCAGGCCGAGAAGGACGCAGCUCGCCGUGAGACUACUCGCUACUUUGACUUCUGGCCCGAGGGCAAGGCCAAGCCGAUGAUCUUCACCAGCGGUGGCAACAUCAUCACAAGUAAUGAUCCCCGUACAAAGGGUUACAUUCUCCAGAAUGAUUUUCCCAAUCCUGAUAUGAAAAUCGAGCAAUACUACCCCCCGGGAGUAUGCCAGAGCGAUGCAGUCAAAGCCUCGUCACAAAAUUGA
Molecule: messenger RNA, 459 nt
Organism: Penicillium cosmopolitanum
Lineage: Eukaryota; Fungi; Ascomycota; Eurotiomycetes; Eurotiales; Aspergillaceae
Exons: 2
Coding region: 1-459 (152 amino acids)
Source: RefSeq, a predicted model, not a curated record